AUGGCUGCAAUCGCGAACCUGCGCCACAAAAUCUCUCAUCACAAGCAUGAAUUGGGUGAAUCGCUUUCCAAUCACAGUGAUAAACACCGGCGAGGGGGCCCCGAAAAAGAUGUUGCCGAUACAGUCCAACAAGAGGUCCAAUGGUCCAGCGCCGAGGAUGAGGAAGAGGGUGGAGAAGAGAACAACCGGCGCGGGCACGGCGAGGCCAUGAAAAGCCUAGAUGAAUUCCUGGACAAUGAUGACCCUCCUGAAGCGAAGAAGCGAUAUGGCAAACUACCAUUGGUACAGUCUCAAGAUGACCCGAUCGAUCAUGACGCAUGGAACGCGGGUUGGAUUUCGCUCGCAGAUAUUGACACCAGUCUCACUGGCAAGGAAAUCACCUUUCGCGCUCGAAUUCACGUUGUGCGACACAUGAGUGCAAGGCUUGCCUUCGUGGUGUUUCGCCAGGAGACCACCACGAUACAGGGCGUGCUCCGCGCCAUAGACGGCGGGGUCUCUGAAAAUAUGGUCCGGUGGGUGGAACACAUGAGGGCAGGUUCCAUCGUCGUCGUCAGAGCCAAAGUCAAAGAGCCCGAACAAACUGUUAAGGGUACAAGCACUUCGGAUGUGGAACUUGAGAUCUCACAGAUGCGGCUGGUCUCGGCGAGGACGGCUCCUGUGCCCUUUAGUGUCUACGAGGCUGACGCAGCGACUGACGGUCACUCUAUAUCCGAUAGGGUCAGGCUCGCGAAUCGUAUUCUCGACCUGCGAACACCAUCAGCACAGGCAAUCUUCCGAGUUCAGUCGGCUGUGUGCAAGACUUUCCGACGCCAUCUCGAGGACCGUGGCUUUCUAGAGAUCCAUACACCAAAAUUACAAGGCGGAGCGACUGAGGGCGGUGCAGACGUCUUCAAGCUCGAUUACUUUGGUCGUCCGGCUUUUCUGGCUCAAAGCCCACAGCUUGCCAAACAAAUGUGCAUCUCGGCAGAUUUCCCACGUGUCUUUGAAAUUGGCCCUGUUUUCCGUGCUGAAAACUCAAACACCCCCCGCCACAUGACCGAAUUCACGGGAUUGGAUCUGGAAAUGGCUAUAGACAGGCACUAUCACGAAGCAAUGUGGUUGAUUGAUGCGACACUGAAAGAGAUCUUCAAAACACUUUAUGACUACAACAAGAAGGACAUUGAUACCCUGAAACAUCACUUCCCACACGACGACCUGGUCUGGCUGGACGAGACACCGAGAAUCACAUUCGCAGAAGGUGUCAAGCUGUUGAACGAAUCAGGUUGGACCAACGACGACGGAAGUCAACAGUCCGAGCAUGACGACCUGCCGACCCGGGGCGAGCGAAGACUCGGAGAGCUAGUCAAGCAGAAAUAUCACACUGAUUAUUACAUCCUCGACAAGUUUCCUGCAGCCGCACGUCCCUUUUACACCAUGCCAGAUCAAAAAGACGGGAAUAUCACCAAUUCUUUCGAUUUUAUGGUUCGGGGGCAAGAAAUCCUUUCUGGUGGGCAGAGAAUCCAUGAACACACACUGCUGAAGGAGCGAAUGGAAGCCCAAGGCAUGGAUCCAGAUGACUUGAAGGAAUAUGUGCAAGCCUUCGAGUGGGUGGCGCCGCCGCACGCCGGCGCUGGUAUCGGGCUCGAACGUCUUGUUGCGCUUAUCCUGGACCUAGGCAACUUGCGCUAUGCGUCACUGUUUUCCCGCGAUCCCAAGAGCUUCCCCGCGAAAAAGGAACCGAACCUGCGACAUCCCGAGGACAGCACUUUGCAUCGUCCCAAGGGCUAUCUCCAGCCGGUUGAGAACUUGGUAGCAAAUUACGGAGACGCCACGAACACUUCUUGGAUGGACGAGAGAUACCAGAUUUGGCGGGAUGACAAGACGGGUGCAGCUAUCGCCUACGUUCCUACGCAUGAUCGAGCAAUUAUUGCCGGAAACCCGCUGUGCGAAACAUCCCAGCUUGAAGACGUGAUUGCCGCCUUUCUGAAGUGGCUUCGGCGCGAGACUCGGCUCCGGCCUCUUUUUAUUCUUGUAGACAAAGAAAUCGAAGAGGUUCUCGGCGCUAAGAUGGGAUGGAAGAGCUUCACCAACGUGGCAGAGCAGCGGGUCAAUCUUGCUAAUAAUGAGCAUAUGACCAUCAACAGCGACGUUGACCGCAAGAUCCGGCACGCCUCGAAAGAAGGAGUGAAAGUGACAGAGUACGGCAGUGAGGUGCCGGAGGACGUGCGCCGGGAAGUAGAAAAGCGCAUCAAAGAGUGGCAGGAUAACCGCGAGGGUGCACAGGUCCACUUGAGUGUGAUCACGCCGUUCAAGGAUGCAUCACACCGCCAGUACUUCAUCGCCGUGGACGACCGGGGCAAAAUACACAGCCUGGUGGUGCUCGCACAACUUGCACCUCGGUGGGGCGUGCAGGUGAAAUGGGCGCUUGACUUCCCCGGUGCGACCAAUGGAGCGAUCGAACUGACAGUGCAGGCCGCUCUCAAGGCCGCUGCGAAGGCGGGUUACAAGACGUGCACGUUCGGUGCCGGCGCGACCGCCAAACUGAGCAGCGAGCACAAUGUCGGCAGUGUCAAGGCUGCCACGCUCGACUCGCUGUACCAGACCCUGGCGGCCAAGUUCAAUCUCGACAAGAAGACGGGGUUCAGGACCAAGUUCAACACUCUCGAAGACCCGCUCUACCUGUGCUACCCGGCCCGCGGUUUGGGACCGAAGGGUGCUCGCGCCAUCAUCGACUUCUUCCAGGGGGAAGAAUAG
Molecule: messenger RNA, 2733 nt
Organism: Fonsecaea pedrosoi CBS 271.37
Lineage: Eukaryota; Fungi; Ascomycota; Eurotiomycetes; Chaetothyriales; Herpotrichiellaceae
Product: aspartate-tRNA(Asn) ligase
Exons: 2
Coding region: 1-2733 (910 amino acids)
Biological process (GO): aspartyl-tRNA aminoacylation
Cellular component (GO): aminoacyl-tRNA synthetase multienzyme complex; cytosol; cytoplasm
Molecular function (GO): ATP binding; aspartate-tRNA ligase activity; RNA binding
Source: RefSeq, a predicted model, not a curated record